CCUAUAAAUAUAGGAUAGAAAUAUGAAACCUGCCAAGGAAACUAAAUGAAGGAUGGAAAAUGCUCGUCUUUCUUCUACUUUUGAUAGUUCAUUUCAAUGUGUGUACUGGUGGUAUACAAGUACUAGAAGAUUGGGUUCUACCAACUGUAGCAUAUCCCGGUGACACUGUAGACCUCAGAUGUAAUUAUCUAGUUCAGGAUGAAACAGUGCAUAGCGUGAAAUGGUACAAAGAUAAUAUGGAGUUCUUUAGAUAUGUACCAAAUGAAUCUCCGUCAAUCACCGUAUUUGUACAAAAUGGAACUAAGACUUCGGAGAUUUCAACUCCGACCCAUAUUGUCCUUGAGUCAGUUACCCCAGCCUCCUCAGGUUCAUACAAAUGCGAGGUAUCAGGAGGACCCCCCAGAUAUACUACAGCAGCAAGAUCAACCAAUCUCAGAGUUGUAGAGUUGCCCCGAACCCCUCCUCAAAUAUUAGGUGGUAGAAGAGCCUAUAAACAAGGUGAAAAACUAAACAUUACUUGUGAAAGUGGAAUGGGUUCGCCUCCUCCGGAGCUUAAAUUCUUCGUACAAAGCCGAGAAGUUGAGUUGAGCAGUCAGAAACUAGAAACAUUUUUCCCUAUUAGAGGACAGCUGAGAGGAAUUUCAAGACAAAAUCUUGGAUUUAUAGUUGAUUCUACUCCUAAUUCAAGACUUGAAAUAGUCUGCCAAGCAAAAAUACUAGAUGUAUACGCAGACUCAGCAAUGCUAUCCAUAGAAGUGCUAGAGGGCGGCUCCAGAAGCAGAUCGUUCAACAAUAAAUUGUUAUUUGUAUUCUGGUUCAUUUGUUAUUCUACAUUUUUCUACUAAUUAUAUUCCAUGGUUCCUUUGUUACACUACAUUAUUCUACUAAUUGUAUUCCAUGGUUCCUUUUUAUAUUACAUUCUUCUAUUAAAUAUAUUCUGGUUCCUUUGUUAUAUUACAUUAUUCAAUUAAAUAUAUUCUGGUUCCUUUGUUAUAUUACAUUAUUCUAUUAAUUGUAUUCUUAUUCCUUUGUUAUAUUACAUUAUUCUGUUAAUUGUACCCUGGAUCCUUUGUUAUAUUACAUUAUUCUGUUAAUUGUACCCUGGAUCCUUUUUUAUAUUACAUUAUUCUGUUAAUUGUACCCUGUAUCCUUUGUUAUACUAAUUUGUUCUAUAAAUUGUAUCCUAGACCUUUGUUAUAAUUUAUUAUUCUAUUAAUUGCAUUGUGGUACCUUUUUUAUACUAAAUUAUGGCUCAGCUUCAUUUGCCAUAAUAAUUUUACCAUAAUUAUUUUUGCCAUAAUUACAUUUGCCAUAAUACAUUUGCCAUA
Eurytemora carolleeae is the source of this 1328-nucleotide messenger RNA. RefSeq lists its product as uncharacterized. The record is from RefSeq and is a predicted model, not a curated record. The transcript has 13 exons. Lineage: Eukaryota; Metazoa; Arthropoda; Copepoda; Calanoida; Temoridae. Bases 60 to 845 code for a protein of 261 amino acids.